AUGUAAAACUCAUAAAGUGAAUUGGGGCAACAUGAUCCAUGGUCAUUGUAUUUGCCAUAUGACAACAAAUAUGAGCUUUAAGGAUGUUGCUUCAAAACUAGACCUAAUUGGAGAGAUAUGAAAGGUAUCAAAACAUUAACAACAAGAUAGAACUAUUAUUACAAAUAUUUAAGAUCAUGAAUUACCAGAUAAUACAAUUAGAACCUGUAAAUAUACACUAUGGACAUUUCUACCUUUGAACUUAAUGGAAUAAUUUUCAAAAAUGGCAAAUAUUUAUUUUUUAAUUGUUGGAUAUUUGGAAACUAUAGAUUUAGUUUCAAUUACAGACGGUUAACCUGUUAUAUGGUUUCCAUUAUUUGUAGUCAUUGCAAUAUCAGCAUUCAAAGAUUUUUUAGAAGAUCAUAAACGUUAGAUUUCUGAUUAAGAUGAGAAUAAUCGGUAUUAAUUAUUAUAAUUUAAUUAAAAGUAUAGCAUUGGUGUUGACAUCUUACGGGUUGGUUGAAAAGAAAUGGUAACAAAUUUUGGUAGGAGACAUUAUUAGAAUUGAAUAAGGAGAAUAUUUUCCUGCAGAUGUAAUAGUAAUCAAAACAAGUUAAAAAGGAACAUGUUUCAUUGAAACUAAAAAUCUAGAUGGAGAAACUAACCUUAAAAUCAAAAAAUAACAUAAAGGUCUUUAAUUCACAAGAGGUUUAAAUGAUCAUCUGUUACAAAAAGAGCAUAUCUUAGUCCAUUAUGAUAAACCUAAUCCAUAUUUGUAUAAAUUUAAUGGUACAAUUACAAUGCCUCCUGAUCAUUAUAGUGAUGGAGAUUAAUCAAGAGAUUCGAUUAUUAAUUAUGAUGCAUUACAUAGAAAAGUUUAUUAAUUGGAUGAAGUUAAUUUUAUUCUUAGAGGAUGUUCAUUGAGAAACACACAUUGGAUUUAUGGAUUAGUUGUUUAUACAGGAUUUGAUACUAAGAUCAUGUUAAAUUCAACAAAAGCCAGACCUAAGUCAAGUACUUUAGAAUCAUAAAUGAAUUUCUUUAUUAUUCUAGUAUUUUUUAUGUAAAAUUAUAUCAUAUUAAAAUAGAUAAUUAGUAAUUUGUUUAUUCUCAGCAUAAUAUUCAGUUUUUUGGUAAUUAGAUAAUUUUAUGGAUAUUCCUUAUUUGGAAUUAGAUGAGAAUGAUCUUUAAACAAAUAUAGUAUUUAGAACAAUGGAGAGAUGGGGAACUUGGUUAUUGAUUUAUACUAAUUUUGUUCCAAUAUCUUUAUUAGUGACUCUAGAAAUGGUAUGAAAAUAAUUUGGUAUCUAGUGUAGGUUAAAUAUUUACAAGGUAUGAUGAUAGAAAAUGAUAAAUAGUGUAAGUCAUAAAAUCAUAGAACUGAAGUAUAAACUUCAAAUCUUAAUGAAGAAUUAGGUAAUGUAAAAUAUAUGUUUACUGAUAAAACUGGAACUAUAACAAAGAAUUUAAUGGAAUUUAAAAUGAUAUCCAUUUAUGGUAAAUCAUAUGGAAAUUUAAGCAAUAGAAGUUAAAUAUUAACCAAUGAAGAUUUAAUAAAAAUGCCUUAAGUAACAAAUGUAGAUUUUAAAGAUAAACAACUCUUCAAUGAUUUAAAUUAAAAUGAUGAACAUUCUACAAGAAUAGUAGAAUACUUUAUGCAUCUAACGUUAUGUCACACAAUAUUGGUGGAAUAUGAGUAGGGCAAAAUUAAGUAUAAUGCAUCUUCACCAGAUGAAUUAGCACUACUUAUGGGAGCUAAGUUUUGUGGAUUUGAGUAUAUUGGAUUAGAUGAUGGAAUGAUGAUUGUUAAGUAUAAAGAUUAGUUGAUAAAAUAUAAGUUAUUAUAAGUAUUAGAGUUUAGUUCAUCAAGAAAGAGAAUGUCUGUUAUUGUUUAAGAUUAAAAUGAUUAAAUUAUGUUAUUAUGUAAAGGAGCUGAUUCAAUGAUAAUAAAUUUAAUUGAUAAAUAAAAUAGAUAAAAUUAAGAGUUAUUAUCUAUCACAGAAUAACAUUUAGAGUAAUAUGCUGAAAAGGGAUUAAGAACUUUAUUGUUAGCCUAUAAAGAUUUGAGUAAAUAAUAAUAUGAUGAAUGGAUAAGUAAUUAUUUGUAAGCAGGUUUGUAGACUAUUAAUAGAGAUGAAUAAUUGUUAAAUUUACAAGAUUAAAUAGAAAACAACUUAGUUUUAAUUGGAGGAACUGGAAUUGAGGAUAAAUUAUAAGAUGAUGUUGGUAAUACAAUGUAGAAGAUAUUGAAUGCAGGUAUUAAAAUAUGGGUAUUGACAGGUGAUAAAUUAGAAACUGCUAUAAAUAUUAGUUAUGCUUGUAAUUUGUUAAAUGAUUCAUAAUAAAAAAUUGUAAUUUAAGCAGAUGAUUAAUUUGAAGCAUAAUUUAAAAUUAAUUAAGGUUUAGAUUUAUUAAAAUCUUAAUUCUAAAAUAAUUCAACUGCAUUAAUCAUUUCAGGUGAUUCAUUAAUACAUUUAGAUGAAAAGUAUUAAAUUAAACUUAUUGAUUUGGCUAAAUAAUGUCAUACUGUUUUAGCUUGUAGAGUAUCACCUAAAUAAAAAUAAGAAUUAGUGUAAUUGGUUAAAGAUAAUAUAUAUAAUAUAGUGACUAUGGCUGUAGGUGAUGGAGCUNUAGUGUAAGUCAUAAAAUCAUAGAACUGAAGUAUAAACUUCAAAUCUUAAUGAAGAAUUAGGUAAUGUAAAAUAUAUGUUUACUGAUAAAACUGGAACUAUAACAAAGAAUUUAAUGGAAUUUAAAAUGAUAUCCAUUUAUGGUAAAUCAUAUGGAAAUUUAAGCAAUAGAAGUUAAAUAUUAACCAAUGAAGAUUUAAUAAAAAUGCCUUAAGUAACAAAUGUAGAUUUUAAAGAUAAACAACUCUUCAAUGAUUUAAAUUAAAAUGAUGAACAUUCUACAAGAAUAGUAGAAUACUUUAUGCAUCUAACGUUAUGUCACACAAUAUUGGUGGAAUAUGAGUAGGGCAAAAUUAAGUAUAAUGCAUCUUCACCAGAUGAAUUAGCACUACUUAUGGGAGCUAAGUUUUGUGGAUUUGAGUAUAUUGGAUUAGAUGAUGGAAUGAUGAUUGUUAAGUAUAAAGAUUAGUUGAUAAAAUAUAAGUUAUUAUAAGUAUUAGAGUUUAGUUCAUCAAGAAAGAGAAUGUCUGUUAUUGUUUAAGAUUAAAAUGAUUAAAUUAUGUUAUUAUGUAAAGGAGCUGAUUCAAUGAUAAUAAAUUUAAUUGAUAAAUAAAAUAGAUAAAAUUAAGAGUUAUUAUCUAUCACAGAAUAACAUUUAGAGUAAUAUGCUGAAAAGGGAUUAAGAACUUUAUUGUUAGCCUAUAAAGAUUUGAGUAAAUAAUAAUAUGAUGAAUGGAUAAGUAAUUAUUUGUAAGCAGGUUUGUAGACUAUUAAUAGAGAUGAAUAAUUGUUAAAUUUACAAGAUUAAAUAGAAAACAACUUAGUUUUAAUUGGAGGAACUGGAAUUGAGGAUAAAUUAUAAGAUGAUGUUGGUAAUACAAUGUAGAAGAUAUUGAAUGCAGGUAUUAAAAUAUGGGUAUUGACAGGUGAUAAAUUAGAAACUGCUAUAAAUAUUAGUUAUGCUUGUAAUUUGUUAAAUGAUUCAUAAUAAAAAAUUGUAAUUUAAGCAGAUGAUUAAUUUGAAGCAUAAUUUAAAAUUAAUUAAGGUUUAGAUUUAUUAAAAUCUUAAUUCUAAAAUAAUUCAACUGCAUUAAUCAUUUCAGGUGAUUCAUUAAUACAUUUAGAUGAAAAGUAUUAAAUUAAACUUAUUGAUUUGGCUAAAUAAUGUCAUACUGUUUUAGCUUGUAGAGUAUCACCUAAAUAAAAAUAAGAAUUAGUGUAAUUGGUUAAAGAUAAUAUAUAUAAUAUAGUGACUAUGGCUGUAGGUGAUGGAGCUAAUGAUGUAAAUAUGAUAACAGCAGCUAAUAUUGGAAUAGGUAUCAAAGGUGUAGAAGGUAAUUAAGCAGCAAGAGCAGCAGAUUAUUCAAUUGGUGAAUUUAAAAUAUUACAAUAAUUGUUACUCUAUCAUGGAAGAGAAUGUUAUAGAAGAAAUCAAGUAUUAGUAGGAUAUAACUUUUAUAAAAAUCUACUUAUUGUAUUACCACACUUUUGGUUUUCAUUUUACAAUGGAUUUUCACCUCUUAAUUUAUAUGAUCCUUGGCUUUAUCAAUUUUAUAAUAUGUUUUAUACAAGUGUACCUAUUAUGGUUUAUGCAAUUCUAGAUUAAUAAUAUUCAUCUAAAUUUCUAUUAUAAAGUAUUCUAUUUAUAUAUUAUACAUAGAUCCAUAAUUAUAUUAAACUAAUAAUAAAGUAACAUUGCUUACUUUCUUUUUUUGGUUUUGUUCUGGUGGUAUAUAAUCAGCCAUAGUUAUUUAUGCAGUAUUUCCAUCUAUGGUAUAAACAAGUAUAGAUAAAGAAGGAAGAAUCCUCUUUCUUUCAUCAGUAGGUAUGGCUGUAUUCUGUUAUGCCAUCAUUAUAGUAAAUCUUAAAGUCUUUGUCUUUUCUUAUAUCAAUUCUAUAGGAUCUGUACUAUUUAUAUUUGGAUCUAUAUUUAUGUAUCUGUUAACCUAUAUGAUACUAUCAUAAUUCACAAACAAAUUGGAUGUUUCACAUACAUUCAUUCAUUUAUUUUCAAAUAUUUAAUUUUACUUUAUUUUGAGUGGAAUAUUAGUUUUAACAAUUCUUUUUGAUUUAGCAUUAUAAAGAUGGUCAAUAUUUUCGGAAUAAUAAUUAUUUGAAAUCCAAAAAAUUAGGGAUAUAUAAGAACCUGUUUCAUCAUAAAAGUCAAGAUUUGGAAGUACUCCUCCUUCAUCAUUGAUGCCACCUGAUAAAUUUGAAAAUCUAUUCUAAGAAGAUGAUGUAUAUGAUGAUACAUCAGCUCUUCUCCCAGUUAGACCAGUUAGAAAUAGAAAAUAUACUGGUUAUGCCUUUGCUUAAUAAGAAAAGAAACUUGAUGAAGCUCUUAGGAAUGCAGAAAAUUGA
Paramecium primaurelia is the source of this 4970-nucleotide messenger RNA. NCBI's taxonomy places the organism in Eukaryota, Ciliophora, Oligohymenophorea, Peniculida, Parameciidae. The record is from the annotation of a GenBank genome assembly.